AAAAAUUAUAUAUAAUUUGUGAGUAUUUUUUUUAUUGUAAAUAYAUAAUGACUAUGUUUAGCAUUAUAAUAUGCUUAUCGGUAUUAGUAUUUGGCGUCGCAUUUGCCACUGAAUUUCGCUUUCAAAACAACUGUCCCCAUACGGUAUGGGCUAAAACAUUGGGCAAUCCGGGUAAAGGAAACCCGGAGAACGGUGGGUUUGUUAUGAAUGCUGGCGAUCAGCACAACUUCAACAUAGCUUCCGGUUGGGCCGGUCGUAUGUGGGGCAAUACAUUUUGUAAUGCUGAUGGCCAUGGAUGCAAAUCAGGUGAUGGCGCCACACCUACAACAUUGGCAGAGUUCACUCUCGCUAACAAAGACGGAGGUAUGGACUUCUAUGAUGUCAGUCUUGUGGACGGCUAUAACGUUGGAAUCAGUAUUACUCCAAUUGUUGGUACGUACGACAAAAAAGGAUCGGGACAUUAUGACUGUGGAGUGGCCGGUUGUAACGCAGAUCUACUAACCACCUGUCCAUCUGAGUUGACCGUUAAAUCGGACGGUCGUACUGUCGCGUGUCUGAGUGCGUGCGCUAAGUACAAGACCGAUGAGUACUGUUGUAGUGGAAAACAUAGUACGCCUGAGACAUGUAAAAGCACAGACUGGCCCAUCAACUACCCGGCCUUUUUCAAAAAGUAUUGUCCUGAGGCCUACAGUUACGCCUACGAUGAUUCAGUCAGCACAUUCACCUGUCACGGCAAACCAUACACCGGAUAUCAAAUUGUUUUCUGUCCAAAUCAACUAUAUGUAUAACUCGGUUGAAUAAACAUACAUUUGUUUUAUUAUUUGAAACACGACAACAAUUUAUUAUAUGAUUUUAUUUUUGUAAUUUUACUUAUUUUAUAAUAUUUAAGUCUAACAGUAAAUUUUUUGAUAAUUAAAAUUAAUUUUCUCAAAUCAAUCUAUCUAAUAUUAUGAAUAUAAAUAAUACAUAAUCAUAAACUAUUAAUUACUAAAUACCCAAUAAUUA
Molecule: messenger RNA, 1005 nt
Organism: Oppia nitens
Lineage: Eukaryota; Metazoa; Arthropoda; Arachnida; Sarcoptiformes; Oppiidae
Exons: 1
Coding region: 48-788 (246 amino acids)
Biological process (GO): defense response
Cellular component (GO): extracellular region
Source: RefSeq, a predicted model, not a curated record